UUUUUAGGUACCUUAUACUUAUUGUACCCUUAAAUCCUUUAUAUAGUAAUUUACUAUAUAUAUUUUUAUUUUAUAUUCUUGGUAUAAUGGGCUGGAUUUUGACUUAAAAUUUUAAUUGAACAUUUAUUUGAACAUUUUAACUUAUUUAUUUUAAUCUCUUUAUUUUAAAAUUUGUGAGAAUGAUUUAUGGGAUUUUUUUCCAAAACUCUCAAAACGAUACUCGUUUUUCCAAAUGGUAUUCAUCGUUUAAUAUUAAGAGGAAGAAAUCGUUGGAGGAUAAGAUCCACACGGAGUUGUUGAAUCGUGACCGUAGGUGGUCGAAUGUGUUUGAUUUAGAGGGUAUGAAGGUGGUUUACAGGCAAUACUCCGGACUCAUCAUCUGUGUCCUGAUUGACCAGUCUGAUAACACCUUGGCUAUAUAUGAACUAAUUCACCUGAUUGUCGAAGUGCUUGACGUGUAUUACGGUGACGUGUGCGAACUUGACAUUGUGUACAACUUCAACAGAGUUCACAAUAUCCUCGACGAUAUCGUACUCGGCGGAGAAAUCAUAGAAACCUCCAAAGAUAUCAUCGUAGAGAAACUCAGAGCUUCCGAUAAAGUUAAUUAACACACUUUAAUACACACAAUUUAAUGUAUUAUAUAAUAUAUGGU
This is a messenger RNA of Theileria parva strain Muguga, 652 nucleotides long. It is a transcript of the gene APS2, whose product is annotated as AP-2 complex subunit sigma. The record is from RefSeq and is a predicted model, not a curated record. Gene Ontology annotation, biological process: vesicle-mediated transport; protein transport. NCBI's taxonomy places the organism in Eukaryota, Apicomplexa, Aconoidasida, Piroplasmida, Theileriidae. Bases 180 to 608 code for a protein of 142 amino acids. Gene Ontology annotation, cellular component: intracellular membrane-bounded organelle. The transcript is spliced from 2 exons.